This is a messenger RNA of Mollisia scopiformis, 1383 nucleotides long. RefSeq names its product FAD/NAD(P)-binding domain-containing protein. The transcript is spliced from 2 exons. Gene Ontology annotation, molecular function: NADH dehydrogenase activity. Lineage: Eukaryota; Fungi; Ascomycota; Leotiomycetes; Helotiales; Mollisiaceae. The coding region runs from base 1 to 1380 and encodes 459 amino acids. The record is from RefSeq and is a predicted model, not a curated record.
AUGCCGAAUACCUCCUCCAGCACACCUCCCUCCUCUUCUCCAGCAACAACCCGCUCCUCCUCAACCUCACAAGAAACACUUCUUUCCAACCCACCAAACACCAAACCAACCAUCGUAAUCCUAGGCACCGGCUGGGCAGGCUGGACCCUAGCCCAAGACCUCGGCCGCUCCACCUCCCUCCUCUCAACUCACAACCUCAUCAUCCUCUCCCCGACCCGAACCAUGGCCCUCACACCCCUCCUCGCCUCCGCCGCCUGCUCCAUCUUCGACUUCCGCAUCGCCGAAGAGCCCGUCCGACGGCUCUCCCUCGGGAAAAACGUCGUGAAAUACCAGGUCUGGUGCACGGCUGUCGAUUUUGAGAGCAGAGUUGUGAAGUGUAAAGCCGCGAUCGGGUCGAAUGGGGAUGAGAAGCUUGGUCCAAGGGAGGAGUUUGAGGUUAGGUAUGAUAAAUUGAUCCUAGCGCCUGGAGCGGAGGUUAAUACGUUUGGGACGCCGGGGGUGGAGGAGCAUUGUUUGUUUAUGAAAUCGGUAGCUGAUGCAAUGAAGUUAAGGGAGAGGAUACUGGAUUGUUUUGAGAUGGCUUCUCUGCCUACUUUUUCUGUUGAGCAGAAGAGGGAGAUUUUGCAUUUUGUGAUUGUGGGUGGGGGCCCGACGGGCGUGGAGUUGGCGGCUGAGAUUGAUGAGUUGGUGCAUGGGCAUCUUUUGGGGGUGUAUAAGGAGCUUGAGGGAUUGGUGACGGUUAGUGUGUAUGAUAUUGCGGAUCGGAUGUUAGGGCAGUUUGGAGAGAAGUUGUCGGAGUAUGCGAUGGAGAAGUUUAGGAGGAGGGAUGUGAGGAUUUGUAUGGGAAAGCAUAUUCAGGGGUUUGAGAAAGGGGUCAUGAAUGUGAAAGAGGAUGGGGAGGUGAAGUUUGGGACUGCGGUUUGGUGUACGGGGAACAAGGCGGGUGGAUUGGUGGAAGAUUUGGAGGUUAAGAAGGAUGAGAGUGGACAGAGGAUGUUGACUGAUCGGUGGUUGAGGGUUUUGAGUAAAAAGAAGGGAGUCGUUGAUAGUGUUUUCGCAUUGGGGGAUGCGGCUGAUAUUGAGGGUGGGGAGUUGCCAACUACGGCUGAAGUAGCGGUUCAAAAGGCCAAGUGGCUUGCGAAGUAUCUGAUUGCUGGCGAGGAAGGAAAGAAAUUUGAAUAUACGCAGAAGGCAGUUGUUGCCUACAUUGGUAGACAUGAUGGCGUUGUUGAGGGAAAAUCUGAUUGGACUGGUGCCGGAGCAUGGUUAGCAUGGCGAAGCGGAAGUCUGGAGUGGACUAGAAAUUGGAGAAGACGUGCGAUGAUUAUUCUGUACUGGGUCAUGAACAAGUUAGACGGCAGAGAGAUUGCGAGAAGAUAGAAG